AUGUCUGUACGGGUUCAAACUCGUGUCAUUACUACAGACCCGUCGGCGGUGAAGCAUAUCAAGGAGCACGCAGCAGCGCUGUUCCCAAAUGGCGGCUGGGACACUCAUCACCACAUCUUCGAUCCCGAACGAUUCCCAUACGCAGUCGAUCGGCACCUCACACCACCAGCUGCGUCAGUCCAGCAAUUCAUCGACUUCAAAGCCCGUUUGGGUUUUACGAACUCUGUCCUUACUCAUGGUCUCUCAUACGGCGACGAUUGCACGUCUUUGAAGACAUUCGUGCCCGAACUGGAUCGCAGCAAGACAAGUGCCAUUGCUGUUAUUGACCCACGCACUGUCAAGCCAUCGGAACUGGAGUCUAUGCACAAUGCCGGUAUUCGUGGUAUUCGCGUCAACCUCUAUAAGUACGGAGCGAUGCACGACCUGGAGCUACAAAAGGUGGCACUUUGCGAGCAUGCUGCCGUUCUGAAAGAGUACUGUUCAGGCUGGAGCAUGGCAUUCACCCACAUUCACCCAGAGUUUUGGAACGACCUGAUUCCCGUUGUCCGGGAAAUUGCCGAUGCCGGAAUCCCGCUUGUCACGGAUCACUUCGCACUGCUCAAAGCAGCCUCGAUGUUGCCUGACGAGCACAAGGCGAACGUACUAGCACAGCCCGGAUUGGAAGCGAUCUGUUCUUUGGUUCGUUCUGGAGCUCUGUAUGUUAAGAUAAGUGCUCCCUACCGUGUCAGUGAACUGGCUCCUGGCUACAGCGACUUACAACCAAUUGUUCGAGCCUUGGUAGAUGCCAACGCUGGGAUGAUAUUGUGGGGAUCUGACUGGCCACACACGCCGAGAAUGAAGGUUAGAAGCCGAGAAGAAGCGCUUCGGGACACGCAAUUUCUGCAGGUUGAUGAUGAAGGGUGGCUGAGAACCCUGAAAGGUUGGUUGAGUGAGCAUGAGUGGGACAUGAUCAUGGUCCAAAAUCCAAGUAGACUGUACAGUAGUCGAUAA
Messenger RNA from Macroventuria anomochaeta, 990 nucleotides. RefSeq lists its product as uncharacterized. NCBI's taxonomy places the organism in Eukaryota, Fungi, Ascomycota, Dothideomycetes, Pleosporales, Didymellaceae. The record is from RefSeq and is a predicted model, not a curated record. Gene Ontology annotation, molecular function: hydrolase activity. The transcript is spliced from 2 exons. The coding region runs from base 1 to 990 and encodes 329 amino acids.